UCGAUCCAAGUUCAAACCUCAUUUCCCCAUAUGUUAAUGUCGCGUCUCAACGUCGUCUGAUUUUUUUUCCAGUUUUCGGGAAAUGUUUAUUAUUUAAUACGUUUUUUUCAGACAUGAGUACCGUCCUACCACAGAUCGAGCGGCUGUCCUCCAGAGUUGUGCGGAUUUUGGGAUGUAAUCCGGGACCAAUGACCCUGCAAGGGACCAACACCUAUUUGGUUGGCACCGGUAAAACGCGUGUAUUGAUUGACACAGGGGAGCCUGCUGUGCCCGAGUACAUCAGCAGUCUGAAACAGGCACUGAGCCAGUUCAGCACAGCCAUCCAGGAGAUCAUCGUCACCCACUGGCAUCAUGACCACACAGGCGGCGUCACAGAUAUCUGCCGGGACAUCACCGGUUCACAGGUCCAAGUCAGCAAGCUCCCUCGCUCAGACCGCGCCGAGGAAAAGCUUGGAGACAAGACGUAUACCUAUCUAAAGGACGGAGACAUCAUCCAGACUGAGGGGGCCACGCUGAAGGUCCUGUUCACACCAGGCCACACAGAUGACCACAUGGCCCUGAUCCUGGAGGAGGAGAAGACCAUCUUCUCUGGAGACUGCAUUCUGGGGGAGGGCACGGCCGUGUUCGAGGACCUCUAUGACUACAUGAAUUCAUUGCAGAGACUGCUGGACCACAGAGCCGACCUCAUAUACCCUGGUCACGGACCCGUUGUGCUCAGCGCGGCCUCUAAGAUCAGAGAAUACAUCAACCACAGGAAGCAGAGAGAGCAACAGAUCCUGUCCGUCAUCCAGGCCGCUGAUGGGCGGAGCCUCUCAUCCAUGGAGCUGGUCAAAGUUGUUUACAAGGAGACCCCCGAGCACCUACACAAAGCAGCAGAAGUGAACCUGACCCAUCACCUGAAAAAACUGGAGAGGGAGGAGAAGAUCACACUGGUAGGCGACUCCUCACACCUCAACCGAUGGAAGUGUAAACUCUGAUGUUGACUGAAACCCGACGAAAGCGUCGACUAGAUGGACUUGAUUUGACCAGGAUAGUGGAUAUUUGUUCACCUGUCAGAUUUCAAUAUUUCAUGCUAGAGUUACCAACAUUCCCUAUGCUCUGUAUGUAGAGUGCCUGUGAUUUGGCAACGAAAUCUGAUGACAGAGAAUGGAGGAUGUUGCUCUUACAUACUGGCCCCCGGCAGUUGAGCUUGGCUGCUUCAAGCCCUUCCAUUGAAUGUAUAAAACAUUACGGACCCUUUGCAGGGUUCUUCCUCAUCAUAUUCUUCAUAUAUCUUAUAAUUGCAUUAUAAUUCUGUUAUCUUCUUUCAGUGUUGUAUUCUGUAAAUUGUGUACACACAGCAUCCGUUGCACGUUGUCCAUCCUGGGGAGAGAUCCCUCCUCUGUUGCUCUCCCUGAGGUUUCGUCCUAUUUUUUCUCCCUGUUAAGAGUUUUUUUAGGGAGUUGUUCCUUAUCCAAUGCGAAGGUCUAAGGACAGGAUGUUGUAUUGCUGUAAAGCCCCCUGAGGCAAAUUUGUGAUAAUUGGUUAUACAAAUAAAAUUUACUUGA
This is a messenger RNA of Lampris incognitus (smalleye Pacific opah), 1547 nucleotides long. It is a transcript of the gene lactb2, whose product is annotated as lactamase, beta 2. NCBI's taxonomy places the organism in Eukaryota, Metazoa, Chordata, Actinopteri, Lampriformes, Lampridae. The record is from RefSeq and is a predicted model, not a curated record. Gene Ontology annotation, cellular component: mitochondrial matrix. The transcript has 7 exons. The coding region runs from base 114 to 977 and encodes 287 amino acids. Gene Ontology annotation, molecular function: RNA endonuclease activity; single-stranded RNA binding.